Centruroides sculpturatus (bark scorpion) is the source of this 1049-nucleotide messenger RNA. RefSeq names its product hematopoietically-expressed homeobox protein HHEX-like. Gene Ontology annotation, biological process: cell differentiation; regulation of transcription by RNA polymerase II. Bases 146 to 910 code for a protein of 254 amino acids. The transcript has 5 exons. Gene Ontology annotation, molecular function: DNA-binding transcription factor activity, RNA polymerase II-specific; RNA polymerase II cis-regulatory region sequence-specific DNA binding. NCBI's taxonomy places the organism in Eukaryota, Metazoa, Arthropoda, Arachnida, Scorpiones, Buthidae. The record is from RefSeq and is a predicted model, not a curated record.
AAAUAACUGAAAAGAUAACAUUCAGACGAGAUAUUAACUGUGUAAAACAUCAUCAUAAUUCGUUUCUCAUAAAAUUUGACUUUUUUUUUUUUUAUUAAAUUUUUUUUCCUUGUUGUAUUCGUAUUAUGGAAAAAUUUGAUUAUCUAUGAAAGACAUCAUUAUGAUUGAACCCUGCAGGAUAUACUGUAAAGCUAAAGAUUUAUCGAAACCAAUGAAACCUGUGGGCCAAACGUCAUUUAUGAUCGACGAUAUACUGAAACCGGAUGAAGUAACUACGAAAAAGAGCAUAUCUGUGGAUCUUUAUUCACCGGUUAAAUCUUUACAUAGGCCAAUGCCUAUUCUCUUAUCGCCACUUUGUUCCAGUUUUGCCAAAUUUAACUUUACUUCUUCGGAGACAUCUUUCCCAUAUUCUCCUGUAAGAUCGCCUUAUUCUUUAGAUUCAAAUCAUUUGUGUAUGAUGAGUCCAAACAAUACUCCAACUGGGACAUCCGCAUUUGUGUUUCCCACAAAGUCCCCACGUGAUUGCGAGCUCUCCGUUCAAGUUAGUGAAGAAAAGCUAAGGCCCGAACCACCUCGUCCGGUUUUGUGGAGUCAUAUACUUCAUAGGAACCAACAAAAAAGGAAAGGAGGACAAAUUAGAUUUUCUACAGAACAAACGUGCAAAUUAGAAAAUAUGUUUAAAGCUCAGAGAUAUCUUUCACCACCCGAAAGGAAAAAAAUGGCUAAUAUUUUAAGAUUAACAGAAAGACAAGUGAAGACUUGGUUCCAAAAUAGAAGAGCAAAAUGGAGGCGUUUAAAACAGGAAAAUCAACCUUUUUAUCCGGAGGAUCAGGUGAACCCUGCACAGUCAACAAACAACGGAACAGAUCGUAUACGUCAGGAAGUGACUUCAUCUUCAACCAAUCCUUGAUUGGAUUAUUACAUCCGUCCAUCAGAAAAUUUUACAUAAGAACUGUGAUUUUCUUUUAUUAGAAAGAGAAAUUCAAUUUUUUUUACGUGUGAUAUUCUAAUCUAUAAAAUAAAAAUGUUGUGAAUAUACAUAUAUAUAU